GCCUAUGCAAAGGUACUGAAAGAUUUGUGUACUCACAAACGUAUCACUAUUGUGCCCAAAAAGGCAUUCUUGGCAGGUAACAUUAGUUCCAUAAUUACUCAGCCUAUAGCAGCCAAGUAUAAGGAUCCAGGGAGCCCUACCAUAUCUUGUGUCAUAGGCAACACCUACAUUGAGCAUGCCUUACUUGACCUUGGUGCAAGUGUGAAUCUUUUACCUUACCAUGUGUACAAGCAACUAGGUCUAGGAAGACCAUUCUUGGCUACCAGUAAUGCAUUAAUCAAUUGCCAGAAUGGUUUCCUAAGAUUAUCUUUUGGUAACCAAACUGCUGAGUUUAACAUGUUUAGGAUUGGUAAGCAACCACAUAUGGAAGAAGAGAUCAAUAUGCUUGAGGAUUUUCUGGAUUUUUCUGAUGAUUUAGUUACCAACUUUGAUAUUGAUUUUGAUUCAGAAUUCCAAGAGUGUAUGGAUGAGUUGGAUGAUGAUAGUGACAAUUUCUUUUCUGAACUCUUGAGUCUUCACACACUUAUGGAGCCCUUACGACCCCUUUCCAAUUCCAUUCCCAAACAUUCCAUAGUUGAGCCCCCUAAGCUAGAUCUUAAGGAGUUGCCAUCUAAUUUGAGAUAUGCUUUCCUAGGGCCUGACCAGACUCUUCCUGUAAUAAUUUCUUCAAAUUUGACUUCUAGCCAGGAAGAUGGAUAUUCCAGCUAUAACCAAAUCUCAAUUGCUUUAGAGGACCAACAUAAGACCACUUUUACAUGCCCAUAUGGAACAUUUGCUUACAGGCGUAUGCCCUUUAGGCUUUGCAAUGCCCCUGCUACGUUCCAACGAUGCAUGAUGAGCAUUUUUUCUGACAUGGUUGAAAAAUUCUUAGAAAUAUUUAUGGAUGACUUUUCAAUUCAUGGGAAUUCCUAUUCUGAAUGUCUUCAUCAUCUUUCCCUAGUUUUGAAAAGUGAUAAUUCUGCUCUCAGAUACCUAGUUCAGAAGAAGGAUGCCAAAGCCCAUCUUGCAUGUGGUGGACACUUUGGAACUAAGAAGACUGCUGCAAAGGUUCUCCAAUGCGGAUUUUAUUGGCUAACACUUUUUAGAGAUGCUUUUGAUUUUUGCAAGGCUUGCCCCUCCUGCCAGUCUUUUGGCCGUAUCAAUAAGAGGAACAUGAUGCCCCUCAACCCUAUUUUGGUAGUUGAGAUCUUUGAUGUAUGGGGCAUCGAUUUUAUGGGACCAUUCCCUAAUUCCUUUGGGAAUUUGUACAUACUUUUGCCCGUUGAUUAUGUUUCUAAAUGGAUAGAGGCCAUACCUUGUAAAUCUAAUGACCACAAAGUGGUGGUCCAGUUUCUCAAAGAGAACAUUUUUUCCCGCUUUGGUGCACCACGUGCAAUAAUUAGUGAUAGGGGUACUCAUUUUUGUAAUCGGCCUUUUGAGGCCUUAAUGAAAAGGUAUGGGGUCACUCAUAAGUUAUCUACCCCUUAUCACCCCCAAACUAGUGGUCAAGUGGAGGUGUCUAAUAGGCAGAUCAAACAAAUCUUGGAGAAAACUGUUAAUCCCAACUGUAAGGAUUGGUCCCUUAGGCUCAUUGAUGGCUUAUCAUUCAGAUCUGAAGAUGGAGGAGAGUCUAUACAGAAGCAGGAAAGCGAAGUGAAGAAAGAUGAGCAAAAUCCUUUCCUGGAGAAGAAACGAAAUGAUCCUGGCUCCAAGCAGGAGAACCUAAUUGUGGCAAGUCCUUGGAGAUAUGUUGGGAACACUUUGCAUAGAAGAGCCUCUGAAGAGCCAUGUCAUGAUCAACUUGUAGGUGUGGGUGGUUCUCUCUUAGCCAAUGAGAUCGGGGUGGAUCAUGGUUUUCUUGAGGACAAACUGCACAACUAUGCUCAUCUGCGCUUCUUCCUGUUGAGCCAGAUUGGCUGUUGUCUGUUGCGGAGGGUUUCUUGUGAUGAUUUGGUUCUUCAGUCACCAUCUCCGGCGGAGUUGGAUGAAGAUCGGAUCUAG
This is a messenger RNA of Macadamia integrifolia, 1980 nucleotides long. RefSeq lists its product as uncharacterized. The annotation marks the transcript as partial. Gene Ontology annotation, molecular function: nucleic acid binding. NCBI's taxonomy places the organism in Eukaryota, Viridiplantae, Streptophyta, Magnoliopsida, Proteales, Proteaceae. Gene Ontology annotation, biological process: DNA integration. The record is from RefSeq and is a predicted model, not a curated record. The transcript is spliced from 9 exons.